This is a messenger RNA of Striga hermonthica, 1578 nucleotides long. Lineage: Eukaryota; Viridiplantae; Streptophyta; Magnoliopsida; Lamiales; Orobanchaceae. The record is from the annotation of a GenBank genome assembly.
AUGGCUUCCUACGCUGCUGUAAUUUCUCUUAAACAGACAAUUGACCAUUUUCUGAAGUCAUCGCAUGCUUCGAUUCCUCCCCACACUCGAAAAAUCCUAAAAGCAGUGUACAAGGAGGUACAGUCCGUACAGCAAGUCCUGACAAGGCUGGAUAUCCAUGGCGGCAGCAGACGCAGCGAGAGCUUGUCAGUCUUUGAUGCACAACUCACAGAGGCACUUCGUCAAACACAAGACGUGCUCGAACUCCACGCCUCCAAUCAAUCCGAAAACUCUUCCCUCCACCUGCGCGAGCUGAAACAGGAUAUUAAUGCCCUGAUCCAGACGAUGCAAAACACGAGGAAGGACUACAGUAGAGAAUUAAGCAACCUUUUGACUCAAGAAGAUGACAGCGAGUAUAUUUUGUCGACAACCGAUUUUCUUGGGUUUGAGUCGAAAAUUGUUGGAUUAUCAGAGGAAUUUCACGAUCUCAGAGAGAGAGUUGUAAGACGGAUUUCAGUAGACGCAGACCUUAAACAUUUCUUGUUAUCUGGGAUGGCCGGCAUCGGCAAGACCACCCUGGCCAAGAGAAUCUUCCAAGACCCGUCGGUUUCAAACCUGUUCCAACUUCGCCUGUGGGUCCCCAUCGGUUCUGGAUACCGGUUAGAAGAAAUCUUGAGUCGGUCUGAACCAGCGGAGGAUUUGGUCUCUGAGUAUCUGGAAGACCUUGUAUCUAACAGUGUUGUCAUGAUCCGCCAAAAGGGCUCGCUUUCUCACCUGGACUUACCGUCAUAUUACGUAAUCAAGACCUGUGGCCUCCAUUCCGCUUUUCGCCACCUGUGCGUGAGGGAAGCUGAGGGGAACAAAUUUUUCCACAUUUUCAACCUUCUUGAAGAUGGUUUAGUGCAUAAGACGAAGGGCCACCGCCGGUUGUGUGUCCACAAUAAUGUCUUGCUCGGCAUCAAGGAUGUUUAUAACUCUGUGGGGUCUGUUCCCAAUGCGCGCUCUCUCCUAUGCACCGGCCCAUACCAUCACUACCCGGUGCCAGUAUGUUUCGAUCGUUUAAGACUUUUGACGGUUGUCGAUGCUCUCGCGCUCCGUUUUUACGAGUUCCCUUUGGAAGUAUUGAAACUAGUUCAGCUGAGGUACCUUUCACUCACUGUGAACGAAAACCUACCCCCUUCGAUAUCUGACCUUCGUAAUCUUGAGUACCUGAUCGUCGCUCGACAUGUGAGCAUCGUGCCCUCUGAGACCCCAUCAUAUUUACCUUUGGCGAUAUGGGAUAUGAAAGAGCUCAAGCAUCUUCAGGUUAAAGGACGCGACUUGCCGAGUCCUUCUGAACGUGGUGCCUUCUUGCCGAAUCUCUCGACGCUUUUGGAUAAGAUUAGGCAUCUCUGCAUCAGAAACUGCUACAAGUUAGAAAAGUUCACUCCGGAAUUCGGUAUGGAACUAAACAGGAUUGAACUGAUCGACUGCGGCCCAGUGGUUGUGGCUAAUGCACAGCAGAUUGAAGAGCAGUUGAAGAAUGAACUAUUUCGUUAUUCUUUCAACGUUCGAGUUCGUUCUUCCUGCGAAGCUCGGGCUGCAAAACCAGUCACUUGA